Hypomesus transpacificus is the source of this 4210-nucleotide messenger RNA. It is a transcript of the gene st14b, whose product is annotated as ST14 transmembrane serine protease matriptase b. Gene Ontology annotation, biological process: acrosome reaction; proteolysis. The record is from RefSeq and is a predicted model, not a curated record. The coding region runs from base 572 to 3130 and encodes 852 amino acids. Lineage: Eukaryota; Metazoa; Chordata; Actinopteri; Osmeriformes; Osmeridae. The transcript has 19 exons. Gene Ontology annotation, molecular function: protein binding; serine-type endopeptidase activity.
ACUGAAAAUGUCGCGUAGUGACUAUUUCUAAGAGCUAUGCUGAGUGUAUGGGUGGCAUUUGAAUGGCAACAUAAGUUACUUUGUCAAACUGACAAAUCGAUAGCCUACAAAAGCGACCCUAUCGUUCACACCUCACACACUGUAGGCCUAUCCCUUAUUCAUACUUGAUUCGAUUCAUUUAGCUGACAGUGGUGGUUUAGGAUCGUCCAUUCGUUUUAUUUCCUCAUUCCUGCAGCAUCUGGCACUUCCACCGGUGUAGUCAGGAAGUUUGUAAUGCAGGUGUCUUGGUUUCUGCUUCAUUGAUCUGGGAUCAAAAGAAACGGCAAUUUAUUUCGGGACUAAUAUUCGACCUACAAUAAGAUAGGCCUAUAGAUCUAAAUAACGUUGACGUGAUAGUGUCCAGUUUAUCGAAAACUCAACUACAGCCUACCUGUGGAACACCUGUCGCUGUCACCAUCUUCACAGGACAAUGGACCACGACUUAAACAUCGCGUGUCGAAACUGAGCGAAACUGGUGGAAGGAACAUUGUGAAGGCAGUGAAACAUAAUUUGUUGUCGUCUAAUUUCUGAUAUGGAUUCAAUGCUUUCUGGAACAAAAUUUACUCCCACGCAGGAUGAUGAGGGGGACACUUCCAUCCAGUUCCUGCCUGCCUCAGAUUUCACAAAGCUGGAGAAAAAGAGAGGGCACAAGAAGAAGAAGAUUGGUUUAGGGAUCGGCUUUGUAGUACUGGCAGCAGUGAUAGCCCUCACAACAGGACUGCUGGUUUGGCACUUCGACUUGCGCAAAGAUGUGAGAGAAACAAAGAUCUACGUUGGCUCUAUCAGCAUCCCUAGCCAAAGAUUUGUAGAUGAUUAUGAGGACUCCAACAGCACAGAGUUUCAAAACCUGGCCAUGCAGGUGAACGACAAGCUAAAGAAUGUCUACAUGAAAAUACCAGUGCUGUCCAAAUAUUUUGUUGGAUCAACAGUGCAAGAUUUCAGUGAGGAUGAUAGUGGGAAUGGAGACAGUGUAUUGGCUUAUUACCUGUCAGAGUUUGAGGUCCCCAGACCACUUGAGGAUGAUGUGGACGAGGCUAUCGGCGCUCUGGUUGUGACGGAGGGCGGUCAGCAGGGUCGCAUGGGUCGCAGGCCGGUCAGCUCCCUCAGCAUGAACAACGUAAUUUCUGGAGCUCUAGACCCCCGGAUGACAAAGACAACAUUCAAAGACAAAAAGAAAUACUCCUAUCACACCCACAAUGGUGAAACAGGGACACUCCAAUCACCUGGCUUUCCUGACUCUCCUUAUCCUCCCAACACCUUCACCCAGUGGAGGCUGCGGGCAGAUCCAGGCUACAGGGUCAAGGUGGUGUUUGACACCUUCAACCUGGAGGAAGACUGCCAGAAGGACUUCAUCAAAGUGUAUGACUCACUGGUGCCCAUGGAGCAACGCAUGUUGGCAGAGAAGUGUGGGUAUAUGAACCCCAAUGAGCCCCUCUCCUUCACUUCCUCUGGGAAUGUUAUGCUGCUGAUAUUGGUCACCAGUGAGGAGAAGAACUUCCCUGGUUUUAGGGUCAGAUACUUCCAGAUUCCCUUAAAAGCUACAGAUUGCGGAAAGAUAUUGUCAGGACUGAAGGGCACCUUCACAUCACCAAGCUUCCCGUCCUAUUACCCACCCAAGACUAAAUGCAUCUGGGACAUUGAGGUCCCAAUAGAUAGGUUCAUCAAGGUUCAGUUUAGCAAGUUUAUGUUGGCUGAGCCAGUGAAGGAUAAGACAUGUUCUAACGACUACGUAGAGGUCAAUGAAGAAAGGCUAUGUGGUGAGAAACGAGACAACACUGUGGUCAUCAGCAAGACCAACCAAGUCCGGGUGGUAUUUAACUCUGAUAUGUCCCAUGUGAAUAGAGGUUUCUCUGCGGAGUUCGAAGCCUUUUUGCCGUCUGAUCCUUGUCCCGGGAAGUUUAAAUGCGCAAACAACCUCUGCAUCGACAACAGCAUGGAGUGUGAUGGCAGGAAUGAUUGUGGAGACAACACUGAUGAGGACCACUGCGAGUGCAAAGAGUCCCAGCUCCGGUGUGGAAACGGUCUGUGUAAAGCCAAGUUCUGGCAGUGUGACGGUCUGGACGACUGUGGGGACAACACAGACGAAGUCAACUGUGGGAGCUGUUCUACCGGGGAGUUUGCCUGCAGAAGUGGCGGCUGUGUCUCAGAGACACUCAAGUGUAACGGAUAUCCUGACUGCACCGACAGCUCAGAUGAAUCAAGGUGUCCCAAAUCCCUGGUAGUGCAAUGCUCUGAAAAUACAUACAAGUGUAAGAGCGGCCAUUGUAUCAGCAAGCUGAACCCAGAGUGUGAUGGAGAAGUAGACUGUGAGGACCGCUCAGAUGAGGCAGGUUGUGAGUGUGGAAUCAGACCCUACAAAAGCUCCCGAAUUGUGGGUGGAGAGUUCUCCAGUGAGGGGGAGUGGCCAUGGCAAGUCAGUCUUCAUAUCCGGGGAACUGGCCAUGUGUGUGGAGCCUCGGUCAUCAGUAACCGCUGGCUGGUCACCGCUGCCCACUGUGUCCAGGAUGACGAUAAAAUCAAGUACUCUCGACCAGACAUCUGGGAGGCUCACCUUGGCCUUCUCAUCCAGAGUCAGACUAACAAGUGGACCAUAAAGAAGAACUUGAAACAGAUCAUUCCUCACCCUUCCUACACCCCUUUCAACUAUGACAAUGACAUAGCACUCAUGGAACUAGAGAGUAAGGUCACACUCAACGAGAACAUCUGGCCUAUCUGCUUACCAGCUUCUUCUCAUGAUUUCCCUGCUGGCAAAUCUGUGUGGAUCACUGGCUGGGGGCACACUAGAGAGGGAGGGUUCGCUGCCAACAUCUUGCAGAAGGCAGAGGUCCGUGUCAUCAAUGGAACAGUUUGUAACAAGCUGAUGGAUGGGCAGAUCACGUCACGCAUGUUAUGUGCAGGUGUUCUGACAGGAGGAGUGGAUGCCUGUCAGGGGGACUCUGGAGGUCCGAUGUCUUCCACAGAAGCACAAGGGCGUGUCUUCCUGGCGGGCGUGGUGAGCUGGGGCGAUGGCUGUGCCCGCAAGAACAAACCUGGCGUCUAUACUCGUGUGACUAAGUUCAGGGACUGGAUCAAGGAGAAAACAGGGGUGUAGCAUACUAGGAACUGGGUUGACAGGAUGAGCUGGUUACACACCCAAUAACUGUCACCCUUAGCAUGAACUCUUCAGGCUUCUGGUUGUUUUUCACGCCAUGACAUGAAGUCCCAAUCCUUAAAAUUCAAUUACAUUGUAUGGUGUUUAUAUGCUUUUGUGUUUUUAUCUGUUGUGUUUUUGAUGUAUGUAUUUGUUUACCAGGGAAAUAAUUUUUGACAAUUCAUUCGACAUGUGUCUCUUGUUUACUCAAUUCAAAUUGGUAGAGUAAUUAAAGUGGAUGUAGUGAUUCAAGCAUGUUUUGCUGGUUUAACUGAGGAACAUUUUAAGAUUCACCCUACCUAUUAAUCAAUGGAUAGUUUGUUAUAAUCGCACUGGGUCCAUGGUUUUAUAUUUAAUAAUAAUUACAUUUGUAUUUAUCAAAGAACAGCAAAAUUUAACAUACCAUGUGUGCUGUGACAGAAAAGAGCACAGAUUCUAAUCUGAGUUCUUGGAGUUUUCACUGAGAAAGGCACAUUAUUUACAUAAUCAGGGAAACUAAACUUAAAUAGAUGAAUUAAUAUUGUUCAGUUUAUACCAUCUGUGAUUCAAUACCAAAUCUCAGUUUAGCUGGUAAAGUAACUAAGAGGGUUUACAUGUGGUGUACAGUAUUUUUGAUACAUUUAAAUGAUCUGUCCUGAAUAUAAAUUAUUAUAUAGAUUAAGACUCUCAAAAUGUGGAUGAGCGUGAGGGGUCUAUUGUCUGAAUAUAUUGACUUUGAAUGAACAUUCCUUAUUUCCUUAUUUCCUAAACAUUCUGGUGCUUACACUAUAUGUGAAUGUAAAUAAUUUGUGAUAGAGGGCUUCACUACAGUGAAAUCAUAUUUUUGCUACGGAAAUGUUUGAUGCCUGCUUAACCUCUGUUUUUAUGAUGUUGUUUUUUGGUUGUUGACAUUUUUUAAUGUGUACAUUUAAAUGUGUGAUUAUUUCUGAUUCAUCUAGUAUGUGUGUUUCAAUAAGGCUUCAUUGCAUUUAGACCUAGGCUAUGCAAACCUUAAAAAUAUUUGGAAAGACAUAAACAUGCUUGCUUAUUUUUUAAUUAUUA